Molecule: messenger RNA, 1609 nt
Organism: Chaetomium fimeti
Lineage: Eukaryota; Fungi; Ascomycota; Sordariomycetes; Sordariales; Chaetomiaceae
Exons: 2
Coding region: 242-1576 (444 amino acids)
Source: RefSeq, a predicted model, not a curated record
AUAAAUAUGGGGCGUGGUACGGGUGUGUCGGUAUGUACAUACACGCUAUUGGGUAUUUUCUGCCCGCCCGCUCGCCCUAUGGAAUGCCAGUGAAUGCCUCCGACGCCUCCCAAGGUCGACAUUGGAACCCCCCUCCGAGCUGCUCCACCAUUACCGCAUCACACAAGCUGACGAGGGGUGACAAGGCACACAGGGCACCCAGGGCACACACUGCCAUCGGUCCAGCUCUGAGUUUGCCACUAUGCCUACACUUACGAUUACGGAACUACCUUGCGAGGUAAUGGCCGCGAUCCUGCGCAACCUCGACAACCUGCGGUCCUUGACCCCGGCUCUGCUGACCUGCCGGCAUUUCUACACCUCGUUCAAACAGUAUCAUGGAAUCGAACCGGCGAUUGUACGCAACCAGGUCACCCCCGCCCUACUCCCGUACUCGGUUGCACUACUGGAUGCUUCAAAUUGGCCACGUUCGCUCGCCGGCGGCUUGCUGGACACGCUCUAUAACGAGCCGGCCCAGCUCUCCGCUCGGGUGUCAUCCAUGCCGGUGAGCACCCUGCAGCAGAUGGCUCGCUCGCACGAGUUGAUUCGUAAACUGUCCACCCUCUUUGCCACGGAGGCAUGGGGCCAUCUCUCGCCGGGGAACCGCGACGACGACAGCAUCUCCCUCUCGCCCACUGAGGAUUCUCGCUUCUGCCGCACUUUCUAUCGACUCGAGCUGUUCUACCGGCUCUUUCGCACCGAAUCAGGGGUUCUCGAUCCUGAUUUUGAGGAGAGAACAAAGUCCUGGUUCUUCUCAAGACACCCGCCGUGGGAGAAUGAGCAGAUCGGUUGCGCCCACGAGUUCCUCGAGGCAAAAUUACGUCAAGCCUCGCGGGAUGUCGUUGCCCACGACAUUUUCUUCGGGGAAAUCGAUAUCGAUUAUGUGAGCACUGGGCGAGAUAAUAACUGGAAUCAACUUUGGGUGAGCGCCCUUGUUCAUAUUCCUUACAAUACUGCCAUCGUCCUGCCAGAUGCUGAUCGAUGUCUCGCUGGCACCAAACCCCAGCUGUCUCAAGGCUUGGAAUUCAUUGACAAACUCAUGAAUGCGGAUUCGUACGAAGCCAAACGGAGCUUGUUGUCGUCCACCUUCGCCAAAGCCUCGGCGUCUUUUCCCCUGGCGGCGGACUGGUUGACUGAGACCGACGGUGACUGGGACGAGUCAGUGGGGGACUAUGACCAGGAGGAGUUACUGCCGGCGGCGUCGGCCUGGGUCGGUUCUAAUUUAGAUAGGGGACCCUAUGAAGCUUGGCGCGCCGCCCAUCUUGGUAUGCCCCCGGUGGUGUCCGUCAUGCUCGACAAUAAUGCCUGGCUUCGGGAGCGCGCCUACGUGUUAUGGGAUUGGGGCCGGAUGCAAAGGAUUGACUUGCUGGCUGUAAUUAAAGCUGGCCCGUCAAAGGACCCAAGCAGCAGCUGGGAUGGGGAGGAAUAUGACAUGAUGUUGAAGUCAUUCGAGGAACGCUCGAAGCUCUGGCGGCAAGGUAUGACCGGGUACUGGAACGGAGGAGAAGAUGCGGCCAAGGAAGGAAAGCCCGAUGAAUGAUAGAAAGAAUGGCAACCAUGAUUACUGCGAAUC